Messenger RNA from Polypterus senegalus (gray bichir), 591 nucleotides. RefSeq names its product NADH:ubiquinone oxidoreductase subunit B3 (gene ndufb3). The record is from RefSeq and is a predicted model, not a curated record. Gene Ontology annotation, cellular component: mitochondrion. The coding region runs from base 119 to 406 and encodes 95 amino acids. Gene Ontology annotation, biological process: mitochondrial respiratory chain complex I assembly; electron transport chain. The transcript has 3 exons. NCBI's taxonomy places the organism in Eukaryota, Metazoa, Chordata, Cladistia, Polypteriformes, Polypteridae.
GCGCACUGUGCGUCAAGUCGCCGACGUUGGCGAGUGCGCGCGCGCAGAGGUCAGACGGUCUGGAAGAUUGGGGCCAGCUUUGCAGACAGUCGGAUUCUGAGAACACUGAAAUUCCAGGAUGGGUCACGACCAUGGACAUGGUCAUGGGAAGAUGGUGCUCCCAGACUACAAGCAGUGGAAAAUUGAAGGGACGCCUCUGGAGUUCACGCAGGAACGGCUGGCCAGGAGAGGCCUGAGGGAUCCUUGGGCUCGGAAUGAGGCUUGGCGGUACAUGGGUGCCUUUUCUACCCCAGUAACAUUUAAGGAUGUGUUCCUGAGAGGCUUCAAGUGGGGCUUUGCUGCAUUUGUCGUGGCCCUUGGCGUGGAGUACGUUAUGUUCCCACCAAAGAAGGGAGGCCAUCACUAAACAUAAAGUAAAAUCCGGACUCUGGUUCUCAUUGAACAUCCCAACAAGCACACUCUGCCAGGGGGGACUCUGAAAUCGUUCAGCUCCAUUGUCCUGUCAUGACUCGCUGGGUGUCCAAUACUGAAGAUUCCUUUAUUGUCUAGCUAAGAGGUUUACCUUUAAUAAUAAAUUCUACACACCUGAGA